Molecule: messenger RNA, 3137 nt
Organism: Chironomus riparius
Lineage: Eukaryota; Metazoa; Arthropoda; Insecta; Diptera; Chironomidae
Source: the annotation of a GenBank genome assembly
AAAAGUUCAAAUUAUUUAAAAACAAAAAAUUUAAAAAAUAAAUAAAACAAUAAAAUGCAUAAAAGACAAAAUUCAACCACAAUACUCACAGAAGAGUUAAAAAAUCAAUUUCGUCACAAACUUCGCUUCAAAAGACGUCCAUCAGAUAAAUCCAUCGACCCACCAACCCCACCAAUCCUCGAAUCCCCACCACAGUCCCAAAAAACAAUCUCAAACAUCAAAAAAUCCCAACAAGAUGCCAAAAGCUACCGCGCAAUAAUUCUCCCAAAUGGCCUCAAAGCAACUCUAAUCUCAGAUCCAACAGCUCAAAAGUCAGCAGCAUGCAUCAGCAUCGAAGUCGGUCACAUGUCAGAUCCAACAGAUAUUCCAGGUCUAGCUCAUCUUUGCGAGCACACAUUGUUCCUUGGAUCUGAAAAAUUCCCAACCGACAACGACUUCCGACUCUUUUUAAGUGAAAACGGAGGCUACGCAAAUGCACAAACUUUCGCAGACGUGACAAAAUAUUUCUUUGACAUUCUGCCAGAAAAGUUUGAGGAAGCGAUCGACAGAUUUUCACAAAUGUUCAUUGCUCCACUUUUCAAUGUCGAGUCAGUCAUGCGUGAAAUUUCCGCAGUCAAUAGUGAGCAUGAGAAGAAUUUAGCAUCGGAUGCUUGGCGUGUACGGAUGGUCAAUAAAAAGCUAGCUAUUCAGGAUCAUGACUACUCAAAAUUUGGAACUGGAAGUACGAAAACAUUAAGUCGAGCUGAUAUUUGUAAAGAAUUGAAGGAGUUUCAUAAAAAGUUUUAUAAAUCUGGGAAUUUAAUGAACUUGGCUGUGCUGGGGAAGGAACCACUGGAUGACCUUGAAAAAAUUGUGAAAAAAUAUUUUGAGGAUGGGAUUAAAAAUUUGAAAAUUGAGGUUCCAAGUUGGAGUGACAAAGUUUUCAGUGCAGAGUCAAUGAUGACGAAGACAUUGAUUGUUCCAAUUAAGGAUGUGAGGUCCAUGACACUUCAAUUUCAGACGCCAUGUCUGUUAAGGUAUUAUAAGUCUAAGCCCGACCAAUACAUAAUUAAUCUACUGGGUCAUGAAGGUCGAGGAUCAGUGUUAUCAGAAUUAAAAAAACAGCGUUGGAGCAAUUCAUUAAACUGUGAUCAUGUCAAGUAUGCUAAUGGAUUUGGAUUCUUUGAGAUUAAAGUUGAUUUGACUGAUGAAGGCUAUACCCACACAGAUGAGAUCGUCAAAGUAAUCUUUCAAUACCUCAACCUUAUCAGACAUCUCGGCGUACAGCAGUGGAUCUUCGAUGAACUUCAAAGACUCAAUGUAAUUGAAUUUAGAUUUGAAGAUGAGAAGAAUCCAAUGAAGCUUGUGUCUAAAUUAUCCAGCUGCAUGCGUCACUAUCCACUUGAAGACAUCCUUACGGGUCCAACAUUGAUUGAAGAAUUUAAACCAGAACUGAUUGAAUUCAUCCUCAGUAUGUUAAUUCCUGAGAACCUCAGAAUAAUUAUUGUAGACCAAACUCAUUACUACAAGUGUAACUACACUGAGAUUAUUUAUGGAACUAAGUAUGGACUUGAAAGAAUCAGAUCAUCCACAAUUCGUGACUGGACAAUUUGCAAGACUAAUCCAGAACUUCAUUUACCAGAGCCAAAUUUAUUCAUUCCGUCAGAUUUUGAGUUCGUGCCGAUUGAAAAUUGGAAGCAGACAUUUCCGAAAAUAAUCAAAGACAGCUCCUUGAUCCGUGUCUGGUUUAAACAGGACACGGAGUUCCGAAAACCAAAAACAAUGUUUACAAUUGAACUCAAAAAUCCAACAAUAAAUUGUGAUCCACUUAAUUGGAACUUGACGCAUUUAUUUGUAUGGAUGCUUGAAGAUCACAUAAGGGAACGAUUAUAUGGAGCUAGCCUUGGAGGCAUCGAGUGGAGAAUUGGCAUCACAAUAGCUGGAAUCAGAAUCUACGUUGAUGGAUUUUCACACAAGCAAAAUUUAUUUUUAGAAACAAUUUUGAAUGAAAUUUUCAAAUUUAAAAUUGAUUUGCGGCACUUUGAAGACACUUAUGACUCCUACAUGGCUGACUUGAAAGGCUUUGAAGGUGAAAAGCCGCAGCAAAUGGCAAUUUAUUAUCUAGAACAAAUCCUUAACGAGCAAACAUGGUCAAAUGAGGAACUAAUCGCUGCAAUGAAAGUUAUUACAAUUUGUAGGCUGAAAACAUUUGCUAAGGAAGUUCUGACCCAGACUUAUGCUGACUGCUUUGUGUUUGGGAAUGUUGAUGAGGAAAGGGCAUUGAAGUUGGCUGAGAUUGUUGAGGAUAGGCUUAAUAAAGCUAGGAGGUCGAAUAAGAUGAUGAUUGUGUUAGCUCAGAACACAGUUAGGGAGAGGAAGCUGAAUGAUGGUGACUUCUACACAUUCCAGACAGCCAACAACUACCACAAGUACAACUGCAUCAGUUUAUUUAUCCAAUGUGGACUUCAAGAUGAUAAAUCGAAUGUCUUACUGGAUUUAAUUCUUCAAAUCAUUCGAGCACCUUUCUUUGAUAUUUUGAGGACUAAGGAGCAGCAGGGAUAUAUGGUAGAUUGUCUUAUAAGGAGAGCUAAUGGAACUCAGGGAAUAAAGUUUGUGAUUGAAUCUAGUAAGCAUCCAGAGUAUAUUGAGGAGAGGAUUAAAAGAUUUUUGAUAUCAAUGCAGCGCACAAUAACCGAAAUGACACAAGAAAAGUUUGAAAACAACAAAAAUUCGUUAAAACUCAAGAAGCUUCGGACACCGUUGACUUUAGCUGCACAAUUUUGGCAAUUUCAUAAAGAAAUUUCAACUCAGCAGUAUCAUUUUAACAGAAGUCAUGUUGAAGCAUCGAUUUUGAAAAAUUUGACUCAUCAGGAGGUCGUUGAGUUUUAUGAUAAAUUCAUCGCAUCAGAAUGUCCAACACGACAAGUCAUCUCAAUCCACAUAAUAUCAAGUGAAACAAUGAAACAGACCCGGAACAUGCCAUCAGAUGCGAUCAAUAAGAUUGAAAAUUUGAUGGAUUUUAAGAAUUCUCUGCAAUUGAAUCCUCGAACAAAGCCAAAGAGUUUAAGACAGUUUUAUACCAAUUGUUCCAAGAGUAGAACUAGAAAGAGGUAGACAACUAGUAAAGUGUGAUCUAGAAUUAGUGGAAAAAUAAUAAA